Molecule: messenger RNA, 2144 nt
Organism: Caenorhabditis angaria
Lineage: Eukaryota; Metazoa; Nematoda; Chromadorea; Rhabditida; Rhabditidae
Source: the annotation of a GenBank genome assembly
AUGUCCAACAAUCCCGUGUUGAUGAGAGAAGUUCGACUUUUCGAUAAUCAUUCUGAAAGAGAACAGGUUGGCGAUUUUUUUGGAGAAAAAUCUGGAAUUUUCAGCCUAAAAUUCAGAAAAUCAUGCAAUUUUGAACUAGAAAAUCCGGGAUUUUCAGCCUAAAUAUGAGCUGAAAAUCCUGGAAAAUUGUGAAAUUUUGAAAUUUUUCUUCUUGAAAAAUUCACUGUUUCAAAACAAUUGUAUAAUUUGAAGCUCCAGAAGACAAAAACUUUCACGAGUUUUGCAAUUUUCUAAUUAAAAAUCAUCGAAUUUCAGUUCUAACACAUGAAAAUACAGAUUUUCAAGCUCUUUCAGCCAAAAAAACAAGUUUUUUCAUGAUUUUCAGAGUUUUUGAGCUCGAAGAGCUGAAAAUCAAGAUUUUCGAUUAUUUUUACAUGAAAAAUUAGAAUUUUCACAAAUUUGAAGCUCCAGAAGCCGAAAAACAGGAUUUUCAUGAUUUCCAGAAGAAUUUCAGAGUUUUUGAGCUGAAAAUCAAGAUUUUUACAUGAAAAAUUAGAAUUUUCACAAAUUUGAAGCCCCAGAAGCCGAAAAAACAGGAUUUUCAUGAUUUUCAGACAGAAUUUCAGAGUUUUUGAGAUCCAAGAGCUGAAAAUCGGGAUUUUUACGAUUAGAAAUUAGGGUUUUAUAAAUUUGAAGCUCCAGAAGCCGAAAAAACAGGAUUUUCAUGAUUUUCAGAAGAAUUUCAGAGUUUUUGAGCUCCAAGAGCUGAAAAUCAACAUUUUUACAUGAAAAAUUAGAAUUUUCACAAAUUUGAAGCUCCAGAAGCCGAAAAAUCUGUUAUUUUCACGAUUUCCAGCUCAAUUCAGAGUUUUUGAGCUCCAAGAGCUGAAAAUCAAGAUUUUCGAUGAUUUUUAUAUGAAAAAUUAGAAUUUUUACAAAUUUGAAGCUCCAGAAGCUGAAAAAACAGGAUUUUCAUGAUUUUCAGAAUUUCAGAGUUUUUGAGCUCCAAGAGCUGAAAAUCAAGAUUUUUACAUGAACAAUUAGGGUUUUCAUAAAAUUGAAGCUCCAGGAGCCGAAAAAUCUGAUUUUUUCAUGAUUUCCAGCGCAAUUUAGAGUUUUUGAGCUCCAAGAGCUGAAAAUCAAGGUUUUCGAUGAUUUUUAAAUCCAAUUUUUCACCAAAAUUCCAAAUUUUCAGAUGGAAAAUCUGUCGGAACUCUUCGCCGUUCUCAAUGCUUUGGAAUGUCUCGAGAAAAUGUUCAGUCGUGAUCAUGUUUCAGCUGAUGAAUACAAAACCGAAUGUUUCAAAUUGAUCGAUCAAUAUAAGGUGGCGAUGCGAUUGGUGCAAGGUACGGUAGUUUUUGGCGCGAAAAUUUGCCAUAUUUUGACACCAAAUAUGACUUAUUUGAAUGAUCCUUUAAAGUUAACUACGGUAUGUGCAAACACUGUUGCAUAUACCGUAGUUAAAGGGCUAAGCAUUACAAUCAUAUUUAGUAUAAAAAAAUCGCAAAUUUUUCGAUCUACAGUACCCCCGAUUUUUAAAGGCGCAACAAACGUCGAAGAAUUCGCCAAAAAAUAUCGAUUACAUUGCCCGGCUGCGUUGGAGCGAAUUCGAGAAGGUCGACCGAUUACGGUCAAAGAUGAUCAGGGAAAUAUUUUGAAAAAUAUUGCGUCGAUUGUUGAGGUGAGAUUACUGUAGAUUUUGGCGCAUUUUUUGAUAGUAAAUAUGUAAGCCUAGGAUGAGGGUUACUGUAUGUAGAUCCAGUUUUGGCGCCAAAAAAAUCGUAAUUUUCUCCUUCCAGAUUUUCAUCACAUGCUGUGAUCAGCUGAAAUUGAAUGUUCGAGCCGUCGAUGAUCUCUAUCCAUACAUCAAUGAUUUGUACAAUGCAAUCAAUGCGACAGAGUCGAUUUGCCAAACGACACUACGAAGUUACGUCGAAAGUCAAAAAAUGGUGAGAGUGCGAAAAUUUGGGGGAAAUGAGGGAAAUGAGCUCUGGGAGCUUGAAAAUUAUCGAUUUUCCAUCAAAAAAUCGAUGAAAAUUCAGAUUUUUGAGCAUAAAAUCACCGGAAAAUUCCCAUUCCCCAACCAAAAACCCUGCCGAAAUUCCCUUCAGGCACGAUCGCCUUUCAUCAAUGGCCGCUUCUGA